Messenger RNA from Gracilinanus agilis (Agile Gracile Mouse Opossum), 1029 nucleotides. RefSeq names its product OVCA2 serine hydrolase domain containing (gene OVCA2). Gene Ontology annotation, biological process: response to retinoic acid. The record is from RefSeq and is a predicted model, not a curated record. Bases 82 to 750 code for a protein of 222 amino acids. Lineage: Eukaryota; Metazoa; Chordata; Mammalia; Didelphimorphia; Didelphidae. Gene Ontology annotation, cellular component: cytoplasm; nucleus. The transcript is spliced from 2 exons.
CCCACUUUCCCCAGUCAAGCCCUCCCCUAGUUAUUUCCGGUUCCGCUCGUGGCCAGGCGGUUUCCGGUGCUAGGGGACACCAUGUCUGAAUCGCCACCUUUGCUGCGGAUUUUGUGCUUGGCCGGCUUUAGACAGAGCGAGCGCGGCUUCCGGGAGAAGACCGGGUCUCUGAGAAAGGCUCUGCGGGGCCGCGCCGAACUCUUGUACCUCAGCGGCCCCCACCCUAUCCCAGAGGCCGACCCCGCAGCUGGACCCUGUACCCCAGAGGAAGAACCUCGAGGUUGGUGGUUUUCAGAACCAGAAGGAACAGGAUUCUCUGCCCUGGAAGAGCCAGCUGAAUGCCGGGGUCUGGAGGAAGCCUUGGCUGUGGUUGGGCAAGCAAUGGCCAAGUAUGGCCCCCUGGACGGACUCCUUGGUUUUAGUCAAGGGGCAGCCUUAGCAGCCUUAGUGUGUGCACUGGGCCAGGCUGGUGACCCCCGCUUCCCUCUCCCUCGAUUUGUCAUCUUGGUUUCUGGUUUUCAGCCCCGAAGUCCCAAACUCACCCCACCCUUCCUGCAGGCACCUGUAUUGCUCCCUUCAUUGCAUGUGCUGGGAGAAACUGAUAAAGUCAUCCCUACGCAGGAGAGUCUUGAACUAGCUGGCUGCUUCCCCGGGGCAGUCACUCUCCACCACCCUGGCGGCCACUUCAUUCCAGCUGCUUCUCCCCAGCGCCAGGUCUACCUUAAGUUCCUGGACCAGUUUACAAAGUGAGAUCGCUGGGUCCUGUUUUCCUAACACACCACUGUGACAUGGCAUAUUGAUCUCCGGAUGUGGGUGCCCUAGGGCUCAGACUAUGCCCGCCCUCCUGUGGGGACCUUCUGCAGUCAGAUGAAGGGGAAUGAAGGAGGCUGAGAGGCACUGGGCAAGUUCUCCUGUGCCCUGGUUUCUACUACCUAAAAUGGGCUGAUUGACCUGUGGGGUUAAAGAGUGGAUUCAGAGAAAUGUUACAAAUGUAAUUGCUCCCCCAAUAAAGCAUACAUUUUGCUAUUU